GCUACGGUUCUGUUCUCCUGGAGGGAAUAUGUGGGCACUAUUGUGAUUUUCGGUACUGGGAUGCAGACGCUACGGCAUACACGGUUUAUAUUGAUGCUGCGACGUGAGGUUAGUCCGUCUGAGGAGCGGGUUGGUGGGCUGAUAGCCACGGUUUCCAAGGAGAAUCGGGGUCGUUGGAGGUCUGGAUGCUUUUUUCACUAUGUCAACUUUGCUGCUUUGAACGCUCAGCGGGAUAUUGAGGGUUAUUUAAACGGCACGGACUGUAUUUUCUGCACUACACUGUCCAAGAAACCUCUUUUCCCGGCUAGCUGCUUAACGAAGGCGGAGAUGAUGAAGGGGGGGAGACGGCCAUUCAUCUUAGCAAUAGGGUCCUGGCAACCUGACGUGAUCGAAUUAAAUCUCUCACUAUUACAUGAUACCAUCGCAGCCAGUGGCGGAUACAGUCCUAAUACUGGGGAGUCGAAGGGUGUAAUUCUCAUCGAUGGCCGGAGCUUUGGGCUCGAGAGUUGUAGUGAGUUAGUUCAGAGCGGGAUUGUGACGAGGGAUAUUGUUGAGUUUGGUGAGAUUAUUGCGUCGAGGACGGGAGGGAAAAAGUAUGAACAUUUGAUCAGGGCAAACCAGUUCGUCUCGGAGGGCUUUGUUGUUUAUAUGAGUGUUGGUGUGAGUCUUACGGACUUUGCAGUUGGUGGUGCUAUCUUAGGGCUAUAUAAGAAGAAGCAGAAGUCUCUCCUGAAUUAG
Molecule: messenger RNA, 738 nt
Organism: Aspergillus ruber CBS 135680
Lineage: Eukaryota; Fungi; Ascomycota; Eurotiomycetes; Eurotiales; Aspergillaceae
Exons: 1
Cellular component (GO): cytoplasm
Source: RefSeq, a predicted model, not a curated record